AGUAACCGUCCCAGUGUUUGGAAUACUCCCGCGAAUAUUCCUGUUUCUCUAUUUCUUUCUCCUUUUAAAACUCCUCACCACCUCUUCUCCUCCUCCUCUCUCUCCACCUGUCUCGUUAUUCUGGACUUCAUCCCUCGGAAACCCUAGCACCGAAGAUCACGAGAACAUAAAUGAGGCCGAAUUAAUGAAUCCCUAGAAAAUGGUGUCGAUGUUGUUAUCAGUGCCUGCGGUUGUUUCGACCUGUCUGUUGCUGUUUCUAGCGAACCUCGUUGGGAACGUCCGUGGAGGCAUCCCAACGACGCUUGACGGUCCUUUCAAGCCUGUCACAGUCCCUUUCGACGAGAGCUUACGUGGGCAUGCCGUCGACUUGCCGCCAACGGACCCUCGCCUCAUCAGGCGCGUUAAGGGGUUUGAGCCGGAGCAGAUCUCUGUCGCCCUCUCCGCGACGUAUGAUUCUGUUUGGAUCUCUUGGAUUACAGGGAAAUUUCAAAUUGGAUACAACAUAAAGCCAUUGAAUCCUAAAUCUGUUGCCAGUGUUGUUCACUAUGGGAAGUUGAGAUUUCCAUUAAGUCAUGAAGCUAGAGGAAACUCUCUUAUUUACAACCAGCUUUAUCCCUUUGAAGGCCUCCGGAAUUACAGUUCAGGAAUUAUACAUCAUGUUCGUCUAACAGGUUUGAAACCUGACACACUAUAUUAUUAUCGGUGUGGAGAUCCUUCAAUUCCAGCCAUGAGUGAUAUUUAUUAUUUCAAGACUAUGCCAAUUUCUGGUCCAAAAAGCUACCCUGGAAGAAUUGCAGUGGUGGGAGAUCUGGGUCUUACAUAUAAUACAACAUCCACAAUUGAUCAUUUGAUCAGUAAUAAACCAGAUCUUGUUCUAUUAAUUGGUGAUGUAACUUAUGCAAAUCUGUAUCGCACAAAUGGAACUGGGUCCGACUGCUACUCAUGCUCAUUUCCAGAUACUCCCAUACAUGAGACCUAUCAACCUCGCUGGGAUUACUGGGGAAGGUUUAUGCAACCUCUGGUGUCAAGAGUUCCAAUAAUGGUUAUAGAAGGAAACCAUGAGAUAGAAGAACAAGUUGAGAGCCGUACCUUUUCUGCUUACAGUGCUCGUUUUGCAUUUCCAUCUGAAGAAAGUGGAUCUUUAUCUACAUUGUACUAUUCAUUUAAUGCUGGGGGAAUACAUUUCAUUAUGUUGGGGGCAUAUGUUUCUUACAAGAAGUCAGGGGAUCAGUACAGGUGGUUGGAGGGAGACUUGGCUAAUGUUAAUAGAUCGGUAACUCCAUGGCUUGUAGCUACUUGGCACCCACCUUGGUAUAACUCAUACCAAGCUCAUUACAAAGAAGCAGAGUGUAUGAGGGUGGAGAUGGAAGAAUUACUAUACUCUUAUGGUGUUGACAUAGUAUUGAAUGGACAUGUACAUGCAUAUGAGAGGUCAAAUCGAGUUUAUAAUUACUUGUUGGAUCCUUGUGGUCCUGUUCAUAUCACGAUUGGAGAUGGGGGCAAUCGAGAGAAAAUGGCAAUCAAACAUGCUGAUGCACCUGGUAACUGCCCAGAUCCAUUGAGUACGCCAGAUGAAUAUAUGGGUGGCUUCUGUGCUACUAAUUUUACAUCAGGUCCAGCAGCAGGAAAAUUCUGCUGGGACCGACAACCUGAUUUCAGUGCAUACAGGGAAAGCAGCUUUGGCCAUGGGAUCCUUGAGGUGAAGAAUGAGACUCAUGCUCUAUGGACAUGGCACCGAAAUCAAGAUAUGUACAAUACUGCUGGAGAUCAGAUUUAUAUAGUGAGGCAACCAGAUAAGUGUCCAACACAACCAAAGGAGAUUGAUCUCUGGGAAGCUCGUCCUUUACUUGAAGAAGAAUGAGGGACAAAUUGAAUAAACAAGGCAUCAAUUUAUUUUUAUUUUUAUUUUUAUUGAGGGGUCCAGAGUCAUUGGAUUCUGCCAAAUUGGAGCAUUGAAAAAUAGAACAAAGAACAAAUCCAGCAAUCUCAGUAGAAAGGAAGUCAAAGGACAGCAGGUCCCUAACAAUCCUAGUGUUAAAUAUAAGAAAAUCAGUUUGGAUUUGUCUUGUUCAAGUAAAUAGGAAUGAUGGUGAGUACUAGAUCUUUGUAUAUAUUAACAAUAUCUUGUAAAUUGUUCAGUCAUACUGAGCACAUGCAUAUGCAUGCUUAAAAUUUUAAGCUUCCAAGGGAUUAUGUAUUGAAAUUUAAAAGAACAAAGCAAUCCCAUAAACUUGUGCAUA
Messenger RNA from Nelumbo nucifera (sacred lotus), 2240 nucleotides. It is a transcript of the gene PAP15, whose product is annotated as purple acid phosphatase 15. NCBI's taxonomy places the organism in Eukaryota, Viridiplantae, Streptophyta, Magnoliopsida, Proteales, Nelumbonaceae. The record is from RefSeq and is a predicted model, not a curated record. Gene Ontology annotation, molecular function: acid phosphatase activity; metal ion binding.